Messenger RNA from Dioscorea cayenensis subsp. rotundata (Guinea yam), 1401 nucleotides. RefSeq names its product glycerophosphodiester phosphodiesterase GDPD2-like. Gene Ontology annotation, biological process: glycerophospholipid catabolic process. The record is from RefSeq and is a predicted model, not a curated record. Gene Ontology annotation, molecular function: phosphoric diester hydrolase activity. The transcript has 9 exons. Bases 76 to 1200 code for a protein of 374 amino acids. Lineage: Eukaryota; Viridiplantae; Streptophyta; Magnoliopsida; Dioscoreales; Dioscoreaceae.
UUGGUUCUCUCUCUCUCUCUCUCUCUCUCUCUCUCUCUCUCUCUUUCUUGGAUUUCAAGCUUUGUUGAAACCCUAAUGGCUCUCAAGACCGUGCUCGUCGCCGACGUGCCGGAAAGCCCGGCCGUGGCGCUGCCAAUCACUAGGAUUCAACCCAAAGGGAUGGUGGAGAUGGGACGUGGGGCUUCGGGGUUUGUGGUUGUGGGGCAUCGUGGGAAGGGUAUGAAUGUGUUGGCGUCGUCGGAUCGGAGGUUGAUGGCGGUGAAGGAGAACUCGGUUCGAUCUUUCAAUGCCGCUGCGCGAUUCCCCAUCGAUUUCAUUGAGUUUGAUGUUCAGGUUACUAAAGAUGACUGGGCUGUAAUUUUCCAUGACAAUUUCAUCCUCACCGAAGAAGAUGGUAAUAUUGAUGAGAAGCGGGUAACUGAUCUUACUUUGGAGGAAUUCCUCUCAUAUGGACCCCAAAAAGAAAUUGGAAAGAUGGGGAAGACAUUGCUUAGAAAGGCUAAAGAUGGGAGAGUAUUAAACUGGAAUGUGGAAGACGAUGACUCCCUUUGCACAUUACAAGAAGCAUUUCAGAAAGUGGACUCGCAUUUGGGCUUCAACAUUGAGCUGAAAUUUGAUGAUGACAUUAUAUACAAAGAAGAGGAGCUUACUCAUGCUCUUGAAGUCAUCCUGCAGGUGGUUUCACAUCAUGCCAAUGCAAGACCAAUAAUUUUCUCAAGCUUUCACCCUGAUGCAGCUCAACUUAUGCGGAAACUACAAAGUGCAUACCCUGUAUUCUUUCUCACGGAUGGAGGGUGUGAAGUUUACAGUGACAUCAGAAGAAAUUCCUUGGAUGAGGCCAUUAAACUAUGCUUGGCCAGUGGCUUGCAAGGAAUAGUUUCAGAAGCCAGAGGCAUCUUCAGAAAUCCAUCAGCAAUCUCCAGAAUGAAAGAAUCUAAUCUCCAUAUUCUGACUUAUGGCCAACUGAACAAUGUCCCUGAAGCAGUCUACAUGCAGCACCUGAUGGGGAUCAACGGUGUGAUCGUCGAUCUCAUUGAGGAAAUCACCGGGGCCGUUUCCGAGUUCACAAGUCCAGCCAUUAGAGUAGAUGAAAACUUGAGCAAGUCCACAGUUGAAGAGGAACAAGCCAACAAGCCUAACUUCUCCCAACUUGAGCUUGCUUUUUUGCUUAGACUUAUUCCUCAAUUGGUCCAACACUAGUGACAUUAGUUAAAGUUGAUUGCAACACAGGAAUGUUUUAUGUAUCUCAGUUUCAUUCAAAUACAUUGAUAGGAAUAGAACCUCAUUCAAUUUGGAUUUCAGAGAAGAAUCCAUUGUUGUACACUUAGAUUGGCAUCUUAAUUUGUAAGUGAUCUUAAAGUAUAUUCUUAAAAUAUAUAAUAAAUGAUAUGUUAUAAUCUC